AUGACGGGCUCACUGAAAGACAAGGUGAACAAUCAGAACGAAAAGGGCUCCAUCUCAAGCGCCGGUUUGGCAACAAAAGAAAUCCCGGAUUCGGAAAUCGGAGAGGUUUUUAAAGUUCAAGAUGGCGGGGAUGAGAAUGCCUUGGAGAGGAACUUCGAUGUGUGGGGUGUUGUUGGAAUUGUUUACUCAUCCAUCGGUACUCCACUCGCUCUUGGCACGUAUCUCUCUACUGUCAUAGGUGUUGGAGGAGCUCCAUUCUUCUUCUACACAUACUUGUUUGCAGGUGUUUUCUCCUUGCUAACGGCCUACUGCAUGGCUGAAUUUGCUUCGGUACAUCCACACUCUUCUGCUUUGGUUUACUGGAGUUAUCUGUACUGUUCUCCAAAGUAUAAUAGAGCACUUGCUUAUCUCAGUGGUAUAUUGUCAUGUGCUUGCUGGAUAUUUGGAAUGACCGCCACUGGCUUCUUUGUUUCUGACCUCGUUUUGGGGUUAGUAUACAUGCAUCAUCCCAACUAUGUGAGCCAGACCUUUCACUACUACUUGGUUUUCUUGGCCGGCGUGAUAUUCGCAGCAGGGGUUAACAUAUUUGGUACGAGACUCAUUCCUCUGAUAUCCCGAGUCGUGAACUACGUUAUCAACCUCGGAACAUUGUUCACUCUUGUGGCACUAUUGGCCAGAGCACACCCAAAGCAAACCGCCGCUUUCGCUUUCAAGGAUGUCACUAACCUGACAGGGUGGAGCUCAAAUGGUGUUGUGUUUUUCAUGAGUAUGUUGCCUACCCUCGCAACCAUUACACUCUUUGACGGAGCAUGUCACAUGACAGAUGAAAUUCCAAACCCCAGAAAAAAUAUUCCAACCGUGAUUACGUAUGGUUAUACUGGUGCGUAUCUCAUUGGAUUGGUUUCAGUUUUGGUUUACAACUUCUGUAUCGUGAACCCAGAAAAUUUGCUUGACCCUGUUGGUGGCAUUCCCCUUUUCCAGCUUUAUGUGGAUUCUUUGCACAAUGAGAAAUUAGCCACCGUAUCUGCGUUGAUAAUAAUUGUGACAUUUCUUCUCGCAAGUAUUGGGAUUGUCACCUCUACCAGCCGUCUCGUCAUGGCCUUUGCAAAUUUCAAAGGUCUACCCUUUGCAAAAGCUAUCGGAUCAGUGAAUACCAGACUUAAUGCGCCUGUAUGGGCAGUGUUGUUUGUUGCAGCCUUGACAUGUUUGAUUGGGCUUCUCAUCUUCGCAUCUACCACAGCACUGAAUGCUGUUUCGGGAAGCUUGGUUGCCACCAUGUAUGUGUCAUAUCUUAUUCCAUUCGGUGCUUUGGUUCUCAAUAAAAACAGAUAUGGAAAGGGGUUGAAACCUCUAUUUGAUCUUGGCAGAUGGGGGAGACCGUUGAACAUUAUAUGUAUUGUUUGGUUUUUAUUUGCGGCAGCCUGGAUGUGUGUACCAUCUUACGUGCCAGUUACCGCUAACACUAUGAACUACACGGUUGCUGUUUUGGGUGCCACCGCCUUUGUUGCUGUUGUGAACUGGUUUGCUUAUGCACGGAAGCACUUUUCUAUUGAUGUUAUCAAGGAGACUGAGAGUGAGGAAGAAAAUGUGGCAGAAAUAAAAGCAGAAUAG
Molecule: messenger RNA, 1611 nt
Organism: Kuraishia capsulata CBS 1993
Lineage: Eukaryota; Fungi; Ascomycota; Pichiomycetes; Pichiales; Pichiaceae
Exons: 1
Coding region: 1-1611 (536 amino acids)
Biological process (GO): transmembrane transport; amino acid transport
Cellular component (GO): membrane
Molecular function (GO): transmembrane transporter activity
Source: RefSeq, a predicted model, not a curated record